UGCCUAGGGCAUGAAAUUUGCCAGGCACGCUCUGCAGACAACUUUGUAAUAGUUUUUUCAAUGUGUGUCUACAUCGACAACUCUUAUUUAAGUCAAACUAUGUGGUUGCCACACGUUUAAAUUUUAAUUUUCUUUCUGGCGAUAGACAUUCUGUUGGAGUUAAACCUUGAAACUCAAUACAUUCUACAUUAUUUCUGGUCAUAUAUUGUGAUAUGUGAAUAUCGUUUUUGUUGACGAAAACCUAUCAUCUUUAAAUAUUACUGAAUGCAAUAUUAUUUCAUUAAAUGUAGCAAUUUGUGUACAUUGUACUUCUCAUCUAUUGAUCAAUAAAACAUAGUAACUUUUGAUCAUUUCUUCUUGCUUUACUGCAUAACUUUUCUGUUUUCUAGUUAUACAAAGAAUCUUUGAUUUAUUUUACCGUAACAUUUUAUAUCAACUGCAACCCUAACUAAAUUGCAUAGACUUGAUUGGAAUUUAUAAGUUAAAUAAAUCUGAGUAAAGUCAACUACGGCCAUAGGAUUGCUGAUAGUAUCUGAUAAAUUCUGUCGAAGUACUGCCUGUUUCCCCCAUCCACCAAUCAUAUAGUAAGACUAAAGAAUAUAAUAAGAAGGUGACAAAAUCAUCAAAAUGUUUACGUAUCAUAAUUUAACUACACAGCUAAGAUCUCUUCAAUCUCCCCCAUCACACUUGUUAUUAACAUAUUUGUGUUGCCCCACUUCUUCAUACUCAUCGAAGAAAUAACAAAAUAUCAUCAUGAGCUCUGACAACAUAAAUAAUGAUCACGGAACCGAUCCCGACUUCUGGCAAAACGCGGCUUCUUACCAUGGCAGCAGCAAGAUUUUAAUUGUCAUCAUCCUUGUUUUCUCUAUUUUCAUCCUCGUAGUCUGCGCUUAUCAUCUAUACCCAAGAUUCGUUCUCCGCGGCGGCCGUAGAUCCACCUUCCAAGGCCACUCUCUCACCCUUGUUACUCAGCCGCCCAAACAUGGCCUCGACAUAGUUGUCAUUGAUUCUCUUCCUACAUUCGUGGUUGGAGUCAACGGUGAUCAUGACGUCUCGGCGACGACGGAAUGUGCGGUGUGUCUAGCCUUGUUGGAAGAGAAAGAUACGGCGAGGAUGUUACCGAACUGCAAACACGUUUUCCACGUGACAUGCGUUGACACAUGGCUCGCAACGCACUCCACUUGUCCCAUUUGUAGAACUGAUGUCGAGCCGAGUCAUAGACUUGAGCCUGAGCCAAGAGAAGGGCCAGUUGGUGAUGGUGCAUCUUCGUCGGAUUACAAGAGUGGCGGGUCAACGGUUGUGCGGUUAGAUUCGUUUCGGAGGAUUUUGACAAGGGAAAGAUCUUCGGACAGGAACGAUCAUUCUCGCGUUGACCAAGAUCGUGUAUUAGAUCUUGAAAGACAAUGAAUAAUAGUACUCUUGCUCACGUACGAUAUUACUUUUGUUCCUUUAUAGUUUUCUGUGCAGAGGUGUAUUUCCGUAAGCGUAGGAAGAAGAUCAAUGCCGUGGGGCUUACGGGUGAAGAAGAGUUGUUGGAAGAAGAGAAUGAGAGCAAAGCCUCGGAGGAGAAGAGAGGGUUUGAAGAGGAAUAAAAUCAGUCGAGCAAAGCCUAGGAGAGAAAGAGAGGCUUUGCGAGUCACGUAUCCUUAGUGAUACUUAUCUAUAAAUAACAAGAAUAAGAGUCAUGGGUUUUCCAUGUUUUGUGUGACGUAAGAAGUGACGUAUGUGUCCUUCAGGUGAUCGUUCGUGAUCAUCGUCGUUAUCUUCUUUACGUGUAAUCAGUCUCGUACUUGGAUCGGAGAAAGUAAUAGAAAUGUAUUAUUCAGUAAAUGUUGAGUGAUACAUAGAGUGGUGUGAGUACAAGGUUACGAUCUCGUACUUAACAAAUUGGUGCGUUUGUGACUCGAUCGAAAGCUCGCUGUGUCACCCAUGGCGGAUUCAAAUCCUUUCUC
Messenger RNA from Brassica napus (rape), 1952 nucleotides. Its product is annotated as RING-H2 finger protein ATL40-like. The transcript has a single exon. Lineage: Eukaryota; Viridiplantae; Streptophyta; Magnoliopsida; Brassicales; Brassicaceae. The record is from RefSeq and is a predicted model, not a curated record. The coding region runs from base 754 to 1407 and encodes 217 amino acids.